AAUUCCCGACACAAUACGUUAAUAUUAGGCACAGCCGGUCAUAUUCAUUUUCGGCCAUUUUUAGGCUAUGGUGUGAGCGUCGUAUGUUCAUCUAGCAUUGCUUUAUCUUUUCUGCACAGCCUAGUAUCGAGUCGGCCACGCGCAAAGCCCUGACUGGUGGAUCUCACUCAACAAAUCACUCCCGCAUGAAUCGAGAAUUGAAGAACGUUUUUCCAGCUCCACAUCUUCUAAUAAAAGACCUAGGCCUCCCGCGUAGUACAAGCUUGUCUCGGUCACAAGCCAUUACUACUGUCCCUACAGUUUACCGUCCGUGAAUCAUGAAUCAUGGUUGGAAGAACCAUCUUCUCAGGGUGAAAAGCGCGAGCGAGGAGAUGAUGGCAACGGUGCGGUUUGGAACGAAGGAACUUCACCGACAUCGAUAAUCUGUCAACGUAACCAUCACCGGUUUGCUGCCCUGGGGCCUGGCGGAGGAGUAUAUGACGUAUCCUUUUUUUCUCCUUUUCUGAUUACAGAAAGACUGCAUACGUAUAUCUGAUAACCGCUUUUCCUUCGCCGUAGGACUUAAUGACAACGUAUAACUAUACUAGCCUAGGCUAUGAUUCAUACUUCUACUCGGAGAGCAGCUGACCAGCUCCUACAGCAAACCAUAUGCGAUGCUAUUCUCAGAAGGGUAUGCUUAUUUGAAGUAUUGGUUAGCAGGGUUACACAGCUAUGGUUAUAUAAAUGCCCACCACCCAUCAACAUGCCCGCUUUUUCCUCUUCAACCAUCAAGCGAUAAAGAAACAUUACAUCUAUCAAGAUGAAGUUCAUCACAAGCCUCUUUGCCGUUCUUGCCAUUCUCUCAAGUGUCUCUGCUUCUCCUACCAUGAAGAAACGUGCGACCGUCGAAACUAUCAACAACUGUAAUCAGCAGGGCACUGUUGCUCUGACCUUUGACGAUGGCCCUUACAAUUACGAAGCCCAAGUUGCUUCUGCCCUUGACGGGGGUAAGGGUACUUUUUUCCUCAACGGCGCGAAUUAUGUCUGCAUCUACGACAAGGCCGAUGAAAUCAGAGCUUUGUAUGAUGGGGGCCACACUCUUGGUUCUCACACUUGGUCUCACGCCGACCUUACCCAGUUAGAUGAAUCCGGGAUCAACGAGGAACUCUCCAAGGUCGAAGAUGCCUUUGUCAAGAUCCUUGGUGUCAAGCCUCGAUACUUCCGACCCCCUUACGGUAACAUCAACGACAACGUCUUGAACGUCCUCAGUGAAAGGGGUUACACGAAGGUGUUUUUGUGGUCUGAUGACACUGGGGAUGCCAACGGCGAGUCGGUCAGUUACUCCGAGGGGGUAUUGGACAACGUUAUCCAGGAUUAUCCUAACCCUCAUCUUGUCCUUGAUCACUCUACCAUCGAGACGACCUCCUCCGAGGUUCUCCCUUACGCUGUACCCAAGCUCCAGAGUGCUGGCUACCAACUGGUCACUGUCGGUGAAUGUCUCGGCACCGACGAAUCUCCUUACGAAUGGGUUGAUUGCCCUGGAGAGAGGGAUAGCUCUUGGCAAUGCUAAGUGUUGAUUUUUCUCUUUUUAACCAAAAGAGGUUGAGAUGCACUUUGGGCAUGUGGGACUUAUAAUGAAGGGGUGAUGAUUGCAUUGAUUUAGAAUCAUAUCACCUGUGGAGUGUCAAAUAAUUGACUCGGGAUAGUGGGAAAUUAUAAUAGUGGGAGCCUGAUGUAGCACUAACAGGUUUGUAUGGAUUCUAAAAUGUGAAG
This is a messenger RNA of Cryptococcus deneoformans JEC21, 1752 nucleotides long. Its product is annotated as deacetylase, putative. The coding region runs from base 800 to 1549 and encodes 249 amino acids. The transcript has 9 exons. Gene Ontology annotation, biological process: carbohydrate metabolic process. The record is from RefSeq and is a predicted model, not a curated record. Lineage: Eukaryota; Fungi; Basidiomycota; Tremellomycetes; Tremellales; Cryptococcaceae. Gene Ontology annotation, molecular function: hydrolase activity, acting on carbon-nitrogen (but not peptide) bonds.